Fragaria vesca subsp. vesca is the source of this 1222-nucleotide messenger RNA. Its product is annotated as serine racemase-like. The record is from RefSeq and is a predicted model, not a curated record. NCBI's taxonomy places the organism in Eukaryota, Viridiplantae, Streptophyta, Magnoliopsida, Rosales, Rosaceae. Gene Ontology annotation, molecular function: threonine racemase activity; L-serine ammonia-lyase activity; serine racemase activity. Gene Ontology annotation, biological process: D-serine biosynthetic process; L-serine metabolic process; pyruvate biosynthetic process. Bases 140 to 1144 code for a protein of 334 amino acids. The transcript is spliced from 7 exons.
AUUGGAUGGUGGGCGUAAUAGUGACUUUUAGUGUAUUAGUGUCUUAGCUUCUGUUCUUCGCAAAUCGCAGUGUCCUCUGAAAGUUGGGAAAUUUUGGUCCUUUGGAUGCUUGCACAAUAACUAAUCAAGAUAAGCUUAGAUGGAAGCAGAGAGUCAAGUGAGGGAAGUGAAAUAUGCUGCUGAUAUUUCGUCUAUUAAAGAAGCUCAAGCACGCAUCAAGCCAUUCAUACAUGAAACUCCAGUCCUGUCCUCUGAAACUUUGAAUCUUAUUGCAGGAAGACAGCUGUUUUUCAAAUGUGAAUGUUUCCAAAAGGGUGGCGCUUUCAAAUUUAGAGGCGCUUGCAAUGCUGUGUUUUCACUUGAUGAUGAUCAGGCUGCUAAAGGGGUUGUGACACACAGCAGUGGUAACCAUGCUGCAGCAUUGUCUUUGGCUGCAAAACUACGGGGUAUUCCUGCAUAUAUAGUUAUACCGAAAAAUGCCCCAAAAUGCAAAGUUGAGAAUGUCAUGCGUUACGGUGGUCAGGUAAUCUGGAGUGAACCAACAAUGCAGUCAAGGGAAAGUACUGCAGCCAAGGUACUGCAAGAAACUGGCGCAGUUCUUCUACAUCCCUACAAUGAUGAGCGGAUAAUAAGUGGCCAGGGUACCAUUUCGUUGGAGCUACUGGAGCAACAAGUUCCACAGUUAGACACUAUAAUCGUUCCCAUAAGUGGAGGUGGCUUGAUAUCAGGUGUGGCUUUGGCUGCCAAGUAUAUCAAUCCUGCCAUUCGAGUUUUAGCUGCUGAACCAAAAGGAGCUAACGAUGCAGCUCAAUCUAAAGAAGCUGGAAGGAUAAUAACAUUGCCUGAGACCAACACUGUAGCAGAUGGGCUUCGAGCUUUUCUGGGAGAUCUAACCUGGCCAGUAGUAAGAGAUCUUGUCGACGGCGUAAUAACUGUAGAGGACAAGGAGAUAAUAAACGCAAUGAAACUCUGUUAUGAGAUUCUGAAGGUUGCAGUAGAACCUAGCGGAGCAAUAGGCCUCGCAGCUGUUUUAUCUGAUAGUUUCAAGAACAAUACUGCUUGGAAGGAUUGCACCAAUAUAGGAAUUGUUCUUUCUGGAGGUAAUGUGGAUCUAGGCAUCCUAUGGGAUUCAUACACUAAAUAACUUGCUAUUUUCUUUUGGAAUUCUCUUCCCCUGAAUACUAAUACUUUCUUCUAGUAUUAUGUAUACUAUGUAUUAUGU